Messenger RNA from Cladocopium goreaui, 1593 nucleotides. NCBI's taxonomy places the organism in Eukaryota, Dinophyceae, Suessiales, Symbiodiniaceae. The record is from the annotation of a GenBank genome assembly.
AUGAAGCGCCGGAGAUUGCGGUCAAAGCAAAGGCCUCCCCCAUGCUAUGAUGAAAAAAGAGAAAGUGAGGACGGUCAUGUUCUACCACUUGCUGCGAGUGCAGCUGUUGCAGUUGGCGAGAGUCAUGCAUGUGAGGCGGGCCCUGCAGAAGCGGAAAUUGUUGAUGCUGCAAACGCAGCCCUUGCUGAAGCUGUGGACAAUGAUGGGCAUGAAAAUGCAGAUGCCGCUAUUCGUUGGCAGUUGCUGAGUAAGUAUAAGGCUGUGCAAGGCUUGGUUGCAGCUGUGAUUCGUGAGAAGAGCGAUGAGGAGCUCCACAACAUUUCAAUCAACAUCAUCUUGGACGAUAUCCAGGCAAAAGCUUCCAACAAAAUCAGCAUGUCAGAACUUCUGGAGGAGAAAGACGAGUUUGUAGCGGCUACAAUGUCCGCAGUUCCAAAAGAGCUAUCUCGACGAUUGCUUCUUGCUGUGAACAAGCCACAGGCGCAUGCCAGGCGACCAGCACAAAUAGAUUCACAAUGUGUCCAAAAGACUUACCUGCUCACCUUCUCCAACCUGGAUCCAAGCAAUGCUCCCACCAGGGAAACCAUCCUUGAGACCGUCUUGCAGGCAUUUGGCGCUGCAGGCUAUGGUUCGGAUGUUUGCGUGACGCAUGCCUGCGUCUUCCGGGAGACGCAUGGCAGUGGACAGUGGCACUUCCAUGUGCCGACAGCAUUGUCGCACCCUUGUCGAUGGGUUGGAUGGAAAAAAGAGUUGUCGAAAGCUGGCUACAUUGCUCAUUUUGCCAACAUGGCUAUUGAUUACCACAGCAAGCACAGAAAAAUGCAAUAUGCCCAUAUGUUGCGGUACCUCUGGUUGCCAUCUGACAAGAAGGGCCUGUCCGCCUUGGACAAAGAUCCCUUGUUGUGGUGCAGUGGGGGCCGGAAGCAUCCGCCUCUUCUAGAUGCGAUCAAUGGGGUCUUGGACAGUACUGCAAUUGAAGAGAAGGUGGCAGAGCGUUUUUUGCAGCGUUGGUCUGCGGGCAAGCGUGGGCCAUGCAAAUUCUCUGACUUGGAGUUAUGGCCAAUAGUGAAAGAACUUGGGCUCACUGCCGAUGACCCUGUCCUGCUUGCUAAACUCCUUCAGCAUGGGCGAAAUUCCGGAAAUGAAAGAUUGCUGAACUACCUCUUCCGCACAAACAACACCAUCAGAGAGAAGGUCGCCACGUGCUGCACACUAGAAUCAUGUGAUCGCGUCAUCGCAGAUUCUCAGACAACUACGUGGAAGCGCGUCACUGCCGCCUUGGGGCGACAGUGUUGUUGUGACAGAACUUGGGCACCAGCAGCUCGCGAGAUUCUCCGCAACAAUAACAUUGAGGAGGGGAAGCUUUGCCAACAUUUGCGUCAGGCCCUCAUGCUGGGCAUGCAGAAGAAGGGGGAUGCAGUAUGCUUCACAGGUUCCGGAAACGAGGGCAAAAGCUUCAUUUUGAAGCCAUUGCGUGAAAUUUUCCAGCGCGUGUUCGCCUGUCCAGCUCGAGACCUGACCAUGGAGCCUUGGAUGUCAGCAGUACCUUAUUAUGGUUGGAAAGUGCGACGCUACGCAUCAAUCGGCCAUUGA